Cricetulus griseus (Chinese hamster) is the source of this 431-nucleotide messenger RNA. Lineage: Eukaryota; Metazoa; Chordata; Mammalia; Rodentia; Cricetidae. The record is from RefSeq and is a predicted model, not a curated record.
UUUUUGGGGUCCUUUUUUAAAGAAAGAAGGCUCAUGGUGCAAAUUGUUAUUUCCAGUACGGGGGCUGGAGGCCUGGCAGAAUGGGUGCUGAUGGAACUACAGGGGGAGAUCGAGGCUCGCUACAGCACCGGAUUAGCUGGAAACCUCCUGGGAGACCUACAUUACACCACUGAGGGAAUCCCUGUGCUGAUCGUGGGGCAUCAUAUCCUGUAUGGGAAAAUCAUCCAUCUGGAGAAACCUUUUGCAGUACUUGUCAAACACACUCCUGGGGAGCAGGACUGUGAUGAGCUUGGUCAAGAGACUGACACCCGGUACUUGGUGACAGCACUCAUCAAAAACAAGAUCCUUUUCAAAACUCGCCCUAAGCCUAUUAUCACCAACGUCCCCAAGAAAGUAUGAAAGAACCCCGGAUUUUCCUUAGAGAGCGGCCA